Molecule: messenger RNA, 1431 nt
Organism: Phaeoacremonium minimum UCRPA7
Lineage: Eukaryota; Fungi; Ascomycota; Sordariomycetes; Togniniales; Togniniaceae
Exons: 1
Coding region: 1-1431 (476 amino acids)
Source: RefSeq, a predicted model, not a curated record
AUGGACGAAAUACCCGAAAAGCACACUUGCUCAAAGGAGGAGCAAGCUCCCCUGACUUCACAGUCGCGAAAACGACAGAUCGACAGCCAUAGCGACGACGAACCUCUAGCGAAAAGAGCGCGAUUGACGCGAAAGAACCUAGCCUUGUUCGACAAGAUGGGCAAAAAGAAGGCUCCGGAAUCCUCAGAUGGAUCAACAAAGACCACCUCGACGACGACGUCUGGUUUUGCCGACAAAGCCCGAGGGAACGGUAUCCUUCCUUCGUGCUACUCCAAGCUCCCUACGGACCUUGAGGAUGUCCGCCAGCGACACGCUGCGCCUCGUGCUACUGUGUCACCUACGGAAUCAGUGUAUAAGCACUUUGUCAAUAGAAUUACGAAAGCCGACAAUGAAGCGACCAUAAUCGUUGAAGUGAGUAGGCGUCUACUGAAGGAAUACGACGACAAGGGCUACAAAAGAACAUUCAAUCAACAGUUUACAGACUUUCCGAAAAACGUUGGCUUCAACAACGGCUUAUCUACUCCUAAGCCCAACUUCAUCGAGGGGCUUGAGAAGGAGGAGUUCCGUCCGUUCCCAAUCGGAGAGCACGUCGACGGAGCCACCUUGUACCGAGAUAACCCUUAUUCUAUGACGCUGCCACAUAUAGCCGGAGAAUGGAAGGGCCCGGAUGGAAGCAUGAGAGAAGCAGAGCUACAGAGCAGCUAUGAUGGAGCGGCUCUUGCCUAUGCAAGGAAACAGGCCCUUGAUGUCAUGGGAAAGCCUUACCUCGCCGGUCACACGAAGAUCACGACUUUCACCACAGACGGCACGAAUUUCAACCUCUUCGCUCACUACGCUGCUGAAUCAGAGGAUGGCGAAACCGAAUACCACCAAUACCCCAUCUCCUCGACAAACCUAAAGAACUCGUUCGAAGAAUUUAAGAAGGGCCGAAGACAACUCAGGAAUGCCCAAGACCUUGCCAGGGAAGAAUCCUACAGACUUAAGGAUGAGCUCAAGGAUUAUUGGAAGCAUCGCAAUAACCUCCACGCCAUCGCCGAGGCAGCCCCUCUGUCUGCCCCAGAUUACGAACCCCCGGCCCUGAUGGGCACUUACGAGGGAAUCCAGCCUCUGCCUGUGCCAGGCUUAGAGCCACCAAGGGCAUACAACGACGAAGCCGAUUACAAAAUAGUGGAGCAACCUUGCCAACCAACGCCUACAGCUCCUACUAGACUACACAAAGCCUCACCCUCCCACUCAUCGAAAUCAAGCCAUAAUUCCAGCAACGACAGUCACAAGCGAAAAGCCUCAUCCUCGCAGACAUCCACCCCCGGUUCCCCCGGACAUGCAAGCAAGCACAGAAGCUACUGGAAAAAGGACCCCAAAACCGGAGACUACUAUCAUAGGCAUUCUGAUGGAAGCGUCUCCUGGCUCGAUGACGAUAAUGGACGUUGA